UUUUACGUUACGCUAUUUUUGACAGUUUGUAGCCGUCAAAACAUUUUCACAAUUUGUUUAUAAUAAUGAUAUUUGUACCAUUAUUAUAAGUUACGAGUGUGUGGAAUAGUUGAGUGUAAAUUAUUUAUAUAAAUCUGAUAAUUUCAGAAGACCAAAAAAACUAUGAGUGAUCUGGAACGCAGUAGCCAUCGCAGUACAGAGGAACACGGUGGCAAAAAUCGCGAAAGGCAUCGCAGCGGCAGUCGUAGGAGACACAGCGGGCGCCGUAGCGACAGCCGCGGCCGGCCAAGGAGUCGGAGCCGAGAGAGGCAGCACAGCCGCGACAGAAUAAAGCGAGACCUCAGCAGAGAGCAGCGGAGAGACCGCAGCAAAGAUCGUCGCGCUGCCGACGACGCUGGCCGCAGAGACUCCAACACCAGACCCAGGGAGAAGUCACGUGCGGCACAAAAUCGCCGAAACGACUUUGAUCGUGGCCGGAGUUCAUUAAGAGAUUGCAAUAGUGGUGGGCUUGGCUCAGGGCUGGGUUUGGCGGGGCCAGGGUCAGGGGCACGGGGCAGACACAAGCCGCAGGAGGAAGAGUUCCUGGAUGCCCGGCGUGAGGAGCGGGAGCGCAUCGGACAAACCGGGGUGUCCUCUGUGUGGGGCAAAUCACCUCUCAGGCCAGACUCCGAUGAGGAGCCUUCGCAGCCGAGCCAUUCUGCCAAAAGUAAAGAAAAGAAAAAAUCGAAAAAGUCUAAGGACAAAGAGGACACAAAAACUAAACUAAAGAAACUAAAAAAAAAACUAAAGAAAGUGAAAAAGGCGCGGAAGAAAGCAAAAAAGAAGAAGUCCAAGAGUUCGAGCAGCGAGUCCAGCUCCGAGUCCGGCUCCAGCGAAGACGUCUGGGUCGAGAAGGGACAAGCGGAAGAAAUCGAAAGUGUGUCGAAAUCGUUAAAAGCGAAUAGGAAAGGGUCGACGGAGGAGGCGGUGGGCCCGGCGGCGCGCGAGGCGGGCGGCGCUGUGGGCGCGCUGGGCCCACGCGACUUUGGGCGCGCGCUGCUGCCGGGCGAAGGCGCCGCCAUGGCCGCCUUCGUGGCGGAGGGCAAGCGCAUCCCUCGCCGCGGAGAGAUCGGCCUCACCUCCGACGAGAUCGCCGGCUACGAAGCCGUCGGCUACGUGAUGAGUGGCAGCAGACACCGGCGCAUGGAGGCCGUGCGCAUCCGCAAGGAGAACCAGAUCUACUCCGCGGACGAGAAGCGCGCGCUCGCCGCCUUCAGCAAGGAGGAGCGCGCCAAGCGGGAGAACGCCAUCCUCGCGCAGUUCCGCGACGUGCUGCAGGCGCGUGCGCAGCGCCGCGACCACACCUAGCGCCCACAUCCAGCGCCCACACACAGCCCCGCGCCUCCUCUUACUUCAGCAUAAAGGAAGUUCACAGUUGUCGACAGUGAACUGUGGUCGGGCUCUCAGCCGGGCUGCGGCUCGUACGCCGCCAGACGCGCGCGCGCCACGCGCAGCUCCCCCGCCAG
Molecule: messenger RNA, 1505 nt
Organism: Papilio xuthus (Asian swallowtail)
Lineage: Eukaryota; Metazoa; Arthropoda; Insecta; Lepidoptera; Papilionidae
Product: UPF0396 protein CG6066
Exons: 6
Coding region: 163-1347 (394 amino acids)
Biological process (GO): regulation of gene expression
Cellular component (GO): nucleus
Molecular function (GO): chromatin binding
Source: RefSeq, a predicted model, not a curated record